Messenger RNA from Ctenopharyngodon idella (grass carp), 4753 nucleotides. RefSeq names its product tweety family member 3b (gene ttyh3b). Gene Ontology annotation, molecular function: volume-sensitive chloride channel activity; intracellularly calcium-gated chloride channel activity. The transcript has 15 exons. The record is from RefSeq and is a predicted model, not a curated record. Gene Ontology annotation, cellular component: plasma membrane. Bases 451 to 2142 code for a protein of 563 amino acids. Lineage: Eukaryota; Metazoa; Chordata; Actinopteri; Cypriniformes; Xenocyprididae.
GUAUUGAAAUAUAUGGACGUGGAUGAUUGACAAUCACGCCCGUAUGUAGUCUUUCACACAAAUCACUAGUUCAUCCUCGCAAUGUGUGAUAUCAUCGCGUAUCUCAACUGUAACGCGACAGAAAUGCACAAGCGCUGAUCACGCGCGUCUACUCGAAGAAAGCGUUGCGGGACUACCUUAAAACAAAAGCGCGAUGGACAUCAAAGGCGUUUAAAGCUCUCGCUUCAGUUCCAGUGAGUGUAUCGCUGGAUAACAUGCAGACGGCAGUGACGCAGGGGCUGCGUUGUUGGACAAGAUACUCGGUGCAUGCUGACUGCUGAGCACAGAUAAACCUGCUGUUGCUGCUUUUCGACCAAAACGUCGAAGGACAGGAGCCAUUUGUCUGUUGUUGAGAUCACCGCAGAUUUUUGCUGGAACUAUGGUUUAGGCUGACAGCGGCCACAGAUCUGCAUGAACACUAUGGCUGCAGUGGUGAAUUAUUCUCCGCCGUGGUGGGUUAACCUUUUUCAUCGCCUUCCACACUUCAACCUACAGUUUCAGCUGACCAGCAGCGAUUUCCGCCCGGAGGACUCGGAAUAUCAAAAGUCUGUGUUGUUGCUAGGUGCAACAGCAUUGGUGUGUUUGGCACUGGACCUCCUGUUCCUCCUUUUCUACUCCUUUUGGCUGUGCUGCCGUCGUAGGAAGAACCAGGACUCUCCCAAUGCGGACUGCUGCUGCACCGCUUGGUGUGUGAUCAUCGCCACGCUCGUGUGCAGUGCUGGCAUUGCAGUCGGUUUCUAUGGAAACGGCGAAACGUGCGAUGGCGUGACACGACUGACAUAUUCCUUGCGCCAUGCAAACCAAACAGUGGCAGGCAUCGACAAACUGGUAUCAGAGAGCACCAGCAGUCUGAAUGAAACCCUGCAGGAGGGUUUGGUGCAGCUGGAGACUGUGUACUCCAAGCAGACAGACUACCUGUCCAUCGUCCAGAAACUGCAGGGUCAGCUGGACGAGCUGAUCAAGUUCAUGGUGGAUGUGCCUUUCUGGAGCAGUACAGAUCUCUCUUUGGAUCACCUGGCAUCCAUCACUGAGCAGUUUGACUGGUACAGGUGGUUGGGUUAUCUGGGCCUGCUGCUCUUUGAUGUUGUUAUCUGCCUGCUCGUUUUGGUUGGUCUCAUACGCAACUCUAGAAGCAUCUUAAUCAGUGUUUGUUUGCUAGGUGUGCUGACACUGGUGAUCAGCUGGGCUUCACUUGGGCUGGAGUUUUCUGUUGCUGUGACUGCCAGUGAUUUUUGUGUUGCCCCUGACUCUUACAUCACCAAAGUGACACGUGAGAACGCCGUUAUCAACCAAGAUAUCCUGCAGUAUUAUCUGAAGUGCAGCAUGGGACAGACCAACCCAUUUCAGCAGAAACUCUCUGGGAGCCAUAAAGCUCUUGUGGAGAUGCAGGAUGAUGUUUCUGAGCUCUUACGUUCAGCUAUCAGAGAAUUCCCCAAGACAAAGAGUAACCUGGAGGAGAUGCAGGCGGUGUUAAACUCCACUGAAGUCAGCCUCCACCACCUCACUGCCCUGGUCGAUUGCCGGAGCCUGCACAUGGAUUAUGUACAGGCUCUGACUGGACUGUGUUACGAUGGAGUCGAGGGGCUGAUUUAUCUGGUCCUUUUCUCAUUCGUCACUGCGCUAAUGUUUAGCUCCAUCGUUUGCAGUGUGCCUCACACCUGGCAGAGCAAGAGGUCUGAGGAGGAGGAUGGCGAUGAGACUUCGGCCACACUCGGCCCGCGAGCGCCGCACGAUAACCUGUACCGCGUGCACAUGCCUAGCCUGUACAGCUGUGGCAGCAGCACCUACGGCAGCGAGGCUAGUCUCCCCGCUGCGGCACACACUGUCAGCAACGCACCAGUCACUGAGUACAUGAGCCAGAAUGCUAACUUUCAGACCCCUCGGUGCGAGAACACGCCACUCAUUGGCAGAGAAUCCCCCCCGCCGUCAUACACCUCAAGCAUGAGGGCCAAAUAUCUGGCAACCAGCCGUCCAGACCAGUCCAGGCCAACAGAAUCCCAGAAUGGUCUGGAGCCCAACAUGCGACCAGACCUGACCAGCCGCUCAGCUCCCAAUAGCCGACCAAAUUCAGCUAUCCACCGACCCCACUCCGCCAUCCAUUAACCAUCCUCGAAUGCGUAACCAAUAGUCAUCUACCUGUCAAGUCCACCACUACAAAGUUUGUCUCCACCUCGAUGUUCAGCCCUUUGCCAGUAAAGAAAUUCACCCUAACAUCUUUAUCCGAUUGGAAUCAGCCAUCCAUGCUUAUCUACUCUGGCUUUUUAAAGACUCCAUUCUGCCAAACUUUUGUUGAAACUGCCAUUUUUUACUCCUCUAAUCGCACACAAUGCAUCACAGCAACUACACUGCCCUCUUCUGGAGGAGUCCUCUCAGUUGUCUGCACAGUAACUCCCAUACUACCCUCACAGAGAGUCUCUCAGGGCAGCCAUAUUGGCAAGGACUGCAGGACCACAUUACCACAGCAGGAUGGUUUAUACCACUGUCAUUUUUAAUAAUCUUGCCGUGCUGUGCAAGAAAUGUCACUAUGACAUUUGAUUUUAUGAUAAAGUUCUAUUUUUAAGUAUUUUGCAAAAUUACACUGUUGUCGAUAUAGUUUAACAAGGUUGCAGCUUUUGCGCUUUCUCUGCAGUUCCUGACAAUAUGGCAGUGUUCUACUAGUACAGCCACAAUCCAAGGUAUCCAUCAUAGCAAUUUAACGUAAACGGAGAUGUUUACUCGUUUACAAAUGUUCAUAAGUUCACUGCAUACUUGUGACUUUGUGGAUUAACAAAAGUUCCUGUCAUCGAAGGCCAUUCUUUGUAUUAACAGUACAGUGUAAUCUAUGGUGUACCACAGUGUGAAUUGACAGCCAUCAAGCCUUUGAGCCAUUAUGCACAUUCAGUAUCUUAUUCUAGAAGGGAAACAAUUGCACAGCACACUAAUGGUGUGUUUGUGUGCGUGGCAUGUUUGCCUUGUGCAUUAGUGAGUGUGUUUUAAAACGGCACAACUCACGAGCUUUGCUCUUUGUAAAUAGUAAGUGUUUUUGUACUUUAAAAAAUGUCUAAAUGAUCAACACUACAAACUUGGUGCACUAAUCUUCUGUGUAACAGUGCAGUGCAACAUUUGCCGUGGCUUAAAGCUGCAGUGAAGAAUAUCUGUAAAAAAAAAAUUGUCAAUGAAAUAAUAGUACAUGUUUUGUAGACAUAUCACUUGAAUUUGUGAAUACACUUGUGGGUGCUCGUGUGUAUGUGCACACUUUAAAUGUGAAUAUUUCUAACGGAGGAAAUUUUGCUCGGAGUGGAAAAGGAGAAGAAGGGACACCUGGACAAAAAGAGAAAUGCCUCCCCACUGCCCCACAUGUAAAUCUUUUUUCUGUUCAGGCAUGUUGUCCAGGCUUCACAUUCUUUAGCAGGAGUUUUGUUUUGUAGUGAAUCAGAUUUGAUUUUCACCAUGGUCAGCCUUUUUCUUUAUUUCUGUUUUACAUCAAUGGGGAAACACUUCUCUGUGGUGUUGAUGAAUCUGCAAUAUGGACAAUGGACGUGUACCACCAACAGGACUUUUGUGGUUUAGCCUCCUUUCCACCACAGGAUAAAGAUCAAAAAAAUUUGGAAAGGGAAAAAAAAAAAACUGAUGGGACAAUGAAACUGAGGAAAGUUCCUCCUUGCCAUGCAGUCACUAAGUAAGACUUGUGUGGAUGUAGUGUAAGAUAACCUAGCUGUCUUUACCAAGUGCAGUAUUGUUGGUUUCAUUUACUUGCAUCCAGUGUCAUAACGCUGACAUAACAGUGUUUAGACGUUGUCAUGACGCCAGUCAACCGCUAAUGUUAUCAUGCGUAAAACGUGGCAUCUAAUGCCACUCUCGAGACAUCGCGAUUCUUGAACGUAGGUGUUUAUGGAUUCUUUUGAUUUUAAUAAAUGUCAUAAAUUACAUUAGCAGGUAGAAAUGUCGUUUUAAACUGGAAAAUGCUAUAAUGCUGUAUCUUUUCUGACUUUGUGACACCCUUAUUCGAUUGGGGUUGCGUGUUGUUUGAAUAAUCUUUUUGUGUAACAAAAGUGGAUGCUGUGUUUGGAUGCAAACAGGAAAGGGCUUGUAUCCCAAACCUUAAAACUCAUGCACAGAUGAGCUUUGACCAUGUAGUGUCAGGCAACCACGAAGAAAAACACUCAUGCACAAAAAGCAACAAUGCAACACUAGACGUUUCACUAAACACAGAAUAUUACAGAAAAAGUCAUUGUUUUUACACGCAACGUAGUGGAUACAAAUGCACCUUACCACUCAAUAGUCACAAUGUAAAAUUGCUCUGAAGUCUUUUUACAGUAUUUACAUGUAUUCAACCACUAACCAUUAUAUAGAGACAAUCCAAAUGUUCGGAUCUAUGAUUCAAUCUGUACCAUAUGAUGCAGUUGCAUGACUGAAGGAAUAUGAGGAAGAAAUAUUCUGCCUUUCUUAACAUUUUCAUAGAGUAACCUUUCUUUCUGUAAAUGUACACAUUUUUUUCCUAGCGUAUUGUUAGCUUUCUAUUGUAUAGACCAUAACAAAUGAGCCUACUCACUCCUUUCUAAAUGUGAAUAAUGAUUCGUCAUAAAUUGAUGUUUUGAUAACAAUUCUUAUGGAUUUUUCAUGUUUUUUAUGUUUUUUUCAUUUGUGAUUUAAGAUGUUGUACAUGUCAGGAAAAUUUGAUUUUCUGAGCCUGGAUUCAAUGUUUUAAUAAUAUAUUAAAAUGAACUUAUCUGGU